CAUAAAUUCAAUUUGAUUUAUUUCAGUUGUGUAGUUGUAUGGUAGUAUUGGCCGAGGGCUAACCGCCUCGAGAUUCAAAUGGAAAAGCUUUCGCUUGAUGUCAUCGCAGGUCCUCUUCUCACUUACUCUCUCUCUCUCUCUCUCGCUCGCUGGCUUUUCCGACUUUUCCGCUUUUCUCUCAGUCUUAAAAAGCGUGGCAGCAGCCGAAUGCGUUCAGUCGAUUUCUGUCGGCCGUGCGGCAAACACACAGCGCGCUUUUCAGCCAACUCAACCAGCUCCGGAUUCAGCUUACAGCAGCUUGCGAACAGCAGACAUCGCGUCAUUAAUCGCAUCGUGCGACAGGACCCGCAAACCAGUUUUCCCAGCAACGCGCGCACUUUUCCCGCUUUCGAAACUCCGUUAACGGUCUCGUUUUUCCACCUUAUCGCCUUGACCGCUCCGGUGCCUCUAGUUUGCAUAUUUAUGUUUGCUUAACCAUUCCGUUUCGGUGUCAAAAAGCAUCUCCGAAUCCCAAUCCAAUCCAAACCGAACCAAACCAAUCCCGGCGAUAAGAAACUGCCGGGCAAACGAAGAGCUUGACGCAGAAUUGUACAACACAAAAGUGAAUUACAAAUCAAUUGAGAAAGCCCUCCGCUGCGAGACAUAAACCACUCGAUUCCAUUUCGAAAGUGAACCGCUGAGGGAGUAAAAAAAGAAGCCCGCAUGAGUAACAGCGCCAUGGUGGCCGUGGCCAUCUGCUGCAUCCUCGUCCUGCUGGCCGUCUUCAUCGUGAUCAUCAUAGUGGUCGGGCAGACCAUCGAGGAGCCCAAGUGAGACAUGCUCCAGCUGGGACCUGGCAACUUCCCAGAUGGAUAACAGAGGCCCCCAAACUGUUAGUUUGCUGGGGCCGCCAGCAAAAAAUCGUUGCCACCUCAACAGCAUCUGCAGCAUACGCAAAAUCAUCACCGCCAUUUUCACCAGGCUGAAAAAUUAACCAAAAAACUAGAAGGAAGGAGCAGAAGGAGGAGCGAAGGAUCAGGAGCGGAGGAAAUGCGUCCCAUCGUCAGUAUCCAUUGGCUGUGAUGUGAAAUUUUUAGAAUUUGUGAAGCAAAAAUCAAUCGAGAAAUCAACCCAACACAAAAACAACAAAAAGGAGCAACUUAAUUUGUUGAACAUUCCGCAUCCUGAGGACACACACAUCUUCAUAACGCAUUUCUGUGUGUUAAGUGUUGUUAAUAUAAAUGUAUAUAUACUAGACACAAAAUCUAUGAAUACCAAAAUAUAUAGAUAUCUAGGCAGACUUAUGUACUUAUAUAUGAAUAUAUAUAUAUAUAUGUGUAACCCAACCGUCGUAACGUUGCGUUCUUUUUUAUAAAAGUGUUGUUAACAAAACCGAUUUUUAUUGAUGUUUUAUUGAUGUUGAAUACAACGUAUAUACAUGCAUACACACACGCAAGUGGAAUAAGUUUACAUUAAAGUCCAGCGAUGUCAAAAUUGAUGAGCGGAGCGACCAGAAAUCGCAGGAUGCGGAAACGGAGAUCGGAUGAGCAGGACAAUAGGGAAUGCAACUGGAGAGCUCAAUUGUUUAUUAUGCCGUAAGAUCAUAUCAAGUGGGAGCGAUGCCAGCAAUUGCACUUGUUAAUUGCACAGCAAGAAGAGCCAAAAUCCCCCAAAUGGGAUUCAGCGGGAACUGGAGCAUAGGAGACAUGAAUUAUAUAUAGCCGAGAUAUGCAUUUUAUAUAUCAACAACUUUUGGAUAAGUUUUACGUGUACGUGAACCUAGCUGUAGCCAAAAUCUCGUGUGUACAACCAAAAUAAGCUGUUAUCAACUAUGAAACUUACUCACUUAAAAUCAAAUUACGAAACUUUGAUAGCCCAUAAAAUGUAAUUAAAUAAGCCCCAACACCACAACUACUCCAAUUAAAUCAAUUCAAUGCAAAACGUACGUGCGCCGUAAACGAUAAUGAAAAAAAACUUCCACUCAAUUCAACUCAACUCAAUUUUAAUCAAUGCAAAUGCCAGACUCAGCAAACACAAUAUUGAACAAAUGAUCAACGCGCCGCGCAUAAAUUAAUAUUAUAAUUAAGUAUAAACAUCAACAACUGUGGCCAAUGUCAGAAAAUAGAGAAAGAGUGUGAUCAGACAUUCGUGUCGCGGAUCGGCGGACCCCAGAACGGCAGCUUCUCGGCUCCGCUGCUGCACAACCAUCGCAAUCACUCGCGCC
Drosophila ficusphila is the source of this 2203-nucleotide messenger RNA. RefSeq lists its product as uncharacterized. NCBI's taxonomy places the organism in Eukaryota, Metazoa, Arthropoda, Insecta, Diptera, Drosophilidae. The record is from RefSeq and is a predicted model, not a curated record. The coding region runs from base 703 to 813 and encodes 36 amino acids. The transcript has 3 exons.